UUCAACUACAUCAAAAGGGCUGAGGUCUCGCCUGGCGAUCCAUCGAAGAAGCCCACAUACGAACGACAACCAACUCUACUUUCUUUGUACAAAAUGUCCGACAUCGAGGAGACUCCCGCCGACGUUGGCGAGGUUGAGCAGGUCGAGGAGACCGGUGCCGCCCCUGCCGCUGCAGGUGGCAUGAGCAUUGAGGACGCUCUUCAGGAGGUUCUCAAGAAGGCUCUCAUCCACGAUGGUCUUGCCCGUGGCCUGCGCGAGUGCGCCAAGGCCCUUGACCGUCGUCAGGCCCACCUCUGCGUUCUCGUCGAGACGUGCAAUGAGCAGGAGUACAUCAAGCUCAUCGAGGCUCUCUGCACCGAGCACAAGAUUGACCUCCUGAAGGUCUCGGACCCCAAGACCCUCGGAACUUGGGCCGGCCUGUGCAAGAUCGACCGUGAGGGCAACCCCAGGAAGGUCGUUGGCUGCUCGUGCGUCGUCGUCCGCGACUACGGCGAGGAGAGCGAGGGUCUUAACGUCCUCCUUUCGCACUUCAAGUCUCGUUAAGCUUGUAAGUGUCUCCAUCACUGUCGCUGCCGGUAGGGUGAGAAGGGCGCGCGUUGCCGUGUGGGAGGGAAGGGAAGAGUCGGGAAGGAGCUGGUCGGGUCAGUGGCAGACCUAGUGAUGACAGAACAGGACUCCCUCAACGGAUUCGAUCUGCUCUCAUCACCAAACGUGAGGGGCAGAUCAUGAGGAAAACUCCUAAUCCGGAAUCAAUCUUUUGUCUGACUCGAAGAGAGGAAGGGAUGGAGGGGAGACUAGAGAUGCUUCGGAGACGUUUUGCUGCUGGAACGUUGUACGGAGAGCCCUUCGGCACAGAGCGCUGACCAUGUCUGGAUCGUCUCUUGCCUCAAAACAGAGAAAACGAGUUGUACUUGUUCAUCAAUUUCAAAAGGCUUCUGCCCUAAUGGCAUCUUUGCAAAG
Messenger RNA from Acaromyces ingoldii, 960 nucleotides. Its product is annotated as putative 40S ribosomal protein S12. Gene Ontology annotation, cellular component: cytosolic small ribosomal subunit; ribosome. The coding region runs from base 94 to 543 and encodes 149 amino acids. Gene Ontology annotation, biological process: translation. Gene Ontology annotation, molecular function: structural constituent of ribosome. The record is from RefSeq and is a predicted model, not a curated record. NCBI's taxonomy places the organism in Eukaryota, Fungi, Basidiomycota, Exobasidiomycetes, Exobasidiales, Cryptobasidiaceae. The transcript is spliced from 3 exons.